Molecule: messenger RNA, 753 nt
Organism: Solanum verrucosum
Lineage: Eukaryota; Viridiplantae; Streptophyta; Magnoliopsida; Solanales; Solanaceae
Exons: 1
Coding region: 1-753 (250 amino acids)
Molecular function (GO): catalytic activity
Source: RefSeq, a predicted model, not a curated record
AUGAUUAGUACAAUCUCAUGGAAUAUUAGGAGUGUUAGAACUGUAAGUGCUUUUGAAAGACUCAAAACUUUAAAGAACCAAUACAAAAUCUCUUUUAUCAGCUUGCAAGAACCUUUUAUCCGAGCAGAACAAGUCGGUUUCUAUAUGAGACACUUGGAUAUGCAAGGUUCUUAUGUGAAUAUUAACAAUAAAAUUUGGCUCUUUUGGACCAAUGAUUUCAAUGUCAACAUCAUCAAAGAUUCUAAACAACAUAUUACUUGCCACAUUAAUCAUGUAGCUUCAGGAAUUGCUUACCAUGCAUCCUUUGUUUAUGCUAAGUGCAGGACAACUUUGAGGAAGCUCCUUUGGGAAGAUCUAAGCUCUUUGUCUAACACAAUUCAAGGAUCAUGGAGCAUUCUGGGAGAUUUUAAUGUCAUAGCUGAGGUGGAAGAAAAGACCGGAGGCACUCCAUAUAGAUUGGACAAAAGUUUUGAUUUCAUUAAUUUUAUUGAGGAAUGUGGGAUGCAAGAUGCAGGUUUUGCAGGGAAUAUUAACACAUGGUGUAAUAACAGGGAUGCGCCAAACACCAUCUGGAAAAGACUGGAUAGAGUCUUGUACAAUUCUGAGUGGUUUGAUAGUUUUAACACUACUUAUGUUACUCAUUUACCUAUUACCUGCUCUGAUCACUCUCCUUUAAUUGUGCAGUUCAGUAAUAGAGAAGAGGAAUUCAUCAAAUACUUUAAGUUUCUAAAUAUUUGGACAGAGCAUCCUUAA